Molecule: messenger RNA, 366 nt
Organism: Symbiodinium necroappetens
Lineage: Eukaryota; Dinophyceae; Suessiales; Symbiodiniaceae
Source: the annotation of a GenBank genome assembly
GCUGCUCUUUGCGGGGAUGGCUCUGUUGUCACAUGGGGAGAUGCCACCUAUGGUGGCGACAGCCACGGCGUGCAGGAUCAGUUGCGACAUGUACAUCGCAUCAAAGCUGCUGAAAAGGCCUUCGCAGCGAUCUUGGCCGACGGCUCUGUGGUGACUUGGGGACAUGCUCGAUCCGGUGGGGACAGCAGUUCGGUACAGGAACGACUGAAGAAUGUGGAGCAGAUCUCGGGUUGCUACAAUGCGUUUGCUGCUAUCCUUGGCGAUGGAUCCAUUGUUACCUGGGGGGAUCCUAUCCACGGUGGUCUCGAAAGUAUUGUCCGACUCAAGAGUGAGCUGCGGUCUAUGCGGUUCGCCCAUGCAGUCUAG